AUGGGGCCGCCAAUUGAGUUGCGCGACCGGAAUUUGGAUGCUAAGGCCGCCAACAGCAGCCAGUCUCACGUCAAUGAUGAGCAGGGACUGGGCCGCGUGGGCAAGAAACAGAUCUUGAAAGUGCGCGAUGACCCUGAACUUGUGUUCCCGCAGCGACUUACCAGUGCUUACAGCGUCGGUCCGGCUGGAACAGUCUACAGUUUCCUGGUCGUCUGGCUGGGUACCUUUUCGACGUUUCUCACUCUGUCUGAACUUGUUUCGAUGGCCCCUACUUCCGGAGGACAAUAUCACUGGGUAUCGAUGAUGUCCCCGCGGUGGUGCCAAAAGUACCUCAGCUUUCUCACAGGAUGGUUGAUUGUCAUUGGUUGGCUGGGAGCAUUUGCGUCAACCUGCUAUCUAAGUGCUUCCCAGAUUCUAGGCUUGGUGGUUCUUAACCAUUCGUCCUAUACCCCAGAGCCCUGGCAAACGAUGCUUCUGUUCUGGGCCAUUGUGGCUUUUGCUGUGUUCGUCAAUGUUGUUACCAGCACCUUGUUGCCCAAAUUCGAGGGGCUCGUCCUGAUCUUGCACGUGUUUGGGUUUUUCGGAAUCAUCAUCCCCUUGGUUUAUCUGGGAGAUCACAACCCAGCUUCCGAAGUCUUUGGGCAGUUUGCCAAUGAUGGCGGUUUCCAAACGCAGGGACUAGCUUUCAUGGUCGGUAUGAUUGGUAACAUGUUUGCUUUUACUGGUGUGGAUGCGGCUGUCCACAUGAGCGAAGAAAUCCACGAUGCAGAGCGCGUUGUCCCGCAAUCCAUCCUCACUUCGGUUCUAAUCAACGGAGCUCUGGGCUUUGGAAUGAUCCUGUCCACAUUAUUUACCAUGACAGACGCUACUGCCGCCCUGGCCUCACCCACAGGGUACCCUUACAUGCAAAUCUUCUGCUCAGCCACUAAAUCGCUUGGAGGAUGUACCGUCAUGUCAGCUAUCGUGCCAAUUCUAGUUACCGCCACUGCUGUAGGCUCAUUGGCAUCAUCAUCUCGCAUGGCAUGGUCAUUCGCCCGAGACCGUGGUCUCCCCGGUUGGCAAGUCCUCAGCAGGGUACAUCUCCCAUCCCCACCAUCUUACAAUAGUCCGCUAAUUCAUUCCCAGGUCAACGCCCAAGCCGUCCCCCAAUGGUCCAUCCUCGUCGUAACCAGCGCGGCCGUCCUGCUCGCGCUGAUCAUCCUAGGCUCAGCAGCGGUCCUAAACGACGUCGUCUCUCUCUGCGUCAGCGCCCUCUACUCUUCUUACCUGAUCUCGGCCUUCCUUCUAAUGUGGCAGCGCGCGCCUCUUGCAUGGGGACCCUUCCGAAUGCGUGGCAUAUUGGGUGUUUUAGUGAAUGCCUUUACCAUCGCUUACCUUGCCGUGGGUGUGUUCUUUAGCUUUUGGCCCGAUGAGAUGAAUCCGACGGCUAGUACGAUGAAUUGGGCGGUUGUUGGCACGGUUGGUACUAGUUUGAUUAGUACGGUGUAUUAUGUUAUCUGGGCCCGGAAGGAGUAUACGGGGCCGGUGGUGGAAAUUAAUCGGGAUUGA
Messenger RNA from Aspergillus niger, 1548 nucleotides. RefSeq lists its product as uncharacterized. Gene Ontology annotation, molecular function: transmembrane transporter activity. The transcript is spliced from 6 exons. Gene Ontology annotation, biological process: transmembrane transport. Bases 1 to 1548 code for a protein of 515 amino acids. Lineage: Eukaryota; Fungi; Ascomycota; Eurotiomycetes; Eurotiales; Aspergillaceae. Gene Ontology annotation, cellular component: membrane. The record is from RefSeq and is a predicted model, not a curated record.